AGGGGCGCGGUGGCUCGCGAAAUUAAAAUCUUUCUUUCCUUUUUUAUUUUAUUACUAUUAUUAUUAUUAUUUCUAUUAUUCUCUCUCUCCAUUCCGUGGUUAGUGAACGCGAAUUCGUGCAUUACAUUCUACAUCGCCAAAAAACAACAAUGGUCGUAGAAAGUACGGGCAAAAAAUCACACCCAUAAAUCACUGGCUGAUAUAUAUAUUUAAUACAAUAAAUAUAAUUGGAAUUACAUAUAACCAACACGCAACAUGACCAUUACGCACAUAUUUUAACAGUGAUAGUGAUAGUGAUAGCAAUGUUAAUGGUAAUAAUGUUAAUAAAAUUAACAAAUAUAAAUAGUUUCCGGAAAAUGUAAAUCCGCAACUUCUACGGAAUCAACAUGCAUGGACCUGGCAGAAAAAAUGAAAAAUAUCGUCGCUAAAGGAAUGCAAACAGAGAUGGGUCCACCAACAGGAACUGGAGGAGCUGGAGGCGGGGGCGGUAACUCUGGAUACCCACAAGGUUCACCCAGCGGUGCUGGGUAUAUUACUGAGAAAAUGUACAUGCUUUUGCAAUUAUAUUUACAAAACAAAGGAUGGAAUCCUAGUAUUGAAUUGCUCCAGUGUUUUACGGAAUUGAAAGAGGCUUCCAUGUUACCCAGUGCUGCAUACUUACAAAUGAUGGCAUCUAGAGUAGCAUUGGACGCCCACGGUCGUUUGAUAUUACGAGAAAAUGGUAAAAUAAUACUUCCCUACGAGCAUUUUGCAAACGCAGUGAUGCUGAAGCACAUGAACGGGCCGACGGGAUUGCACCUGGGUCUCGAGGGGACCGUGAGAGCUGUAAUGGAAUCUUACACCAUCGGCCGUGAGUGUUUCGGCAUGGAGAAGGAGUUUAUAAUCGAAGUGGUCCAAAACUGUCCCAACCCAGCGUGUCGAUACUACAAGAACCAGAUGGAGCUGACCCAGAAGAUGGGCCACAUGGCUCCAACUUACAUCCAGGACAGCGAAGCCGCUGCCUCGCUGCUCAGGUCCAGCUUCUCGCACAACUCUGACUUCGGGAUGAGCAACUCCCAGUCCAACAGCAGUCACAUGCCUGUCGCUGGCUCCUCUUCCAGCGACUUGUCGGAGCUUCAGCAGCGGAACACCACCCAGAUGAAUCUCCAGCAGCGGCCUCCAAGUCGUCCUUCGCUUAAUAUUCCCCACAGACCGGCUUCUUCUCAGGAACGCAAGCAGUCUUUAGGAAAGCAUCAUUACGAGUCUAUCAUGGCUAAUAAUAAUGCUGCAGCAGUGGCCGCUGCUGCGAUGAAUGAUCAUAAACUCACAGAUUUUUUGAGGUCUAAUAAUAUUGACAGCAUCGAAGGACUCAAUAGUCUGGGUCUUGGCAAUCUCCAGGGACUCAGUAAUGCCAAUAAGGAUUUACUUGCGCUACACAACGGCGCUUGGGCUAAUGAUGACAAAAAUUCGCGUCCUAAUUCUUCUAAUUCAGACACUGGUGGAGGAAAAAUAGUACGAGCAUUCGCAGAAGUUAUGAAAAAUAUGUCAAGAAUGAAAGCAUGCGUACGUCCUGCGAUGUGCAAGCCCUACGGAAAACAAUCAGAAGCUCUACAAAAAACGCUUGUUGAUACAAUACAACUGGUGCAGUCGCUCAGAAGUUUUCUUCCACCGCCUCAUUUUCCGGUUUCCAGCUGGAAAAAUGAAGAUAAACAUAGAUUAGAUCAUACUUCUUCAUAUUUAUCAACUUCAUUAAAAGCUGCGGGAGUACGUGAAGAAUUAUACGAAGCUCGUAAAUUGGAUUAAUUUAAAAAAAAAAAAUUUUAUAAAUAUGUUUUUUAUUAUAUUAAAAAUUAUUAAAGAUCAUCACUAUAAUUUAGUACUCGUUUGUACUAAUUGUGUUCUAGUCACACGAAGAGUCAUCGAAUCAACUUUAAUAGUAAAGAAAAUAAUAAAAAAAACUCGGUAAUUUUUUAAUUGACGAAUAAAAUAAUAAAAAAAAAAUUUUUCAAUGUAAUAAAAAAUAAUAAAUGAUUAGUUUGCUCAAAAAAGCGUUGGCGUUUAGGCUUUUUGAUGUGACGGUGGCAAAAAUAAGUCAUGCGUGGACUGUGAUAAAGUCGGUAGUCAAAGAAAUUAUUAUCUAGGUCUGUCUCGAAUUUUAAUUAAUAAAAUAAAUUAAUAAUAAAAGAGUGAAAACAAUAAAUUAAAUAAUUAAUUAAUAAAUAAAAUUAAUAAUAAAAAUUGAGGAAAAGCGAAUGAAGUUUGAGUCUGGUUAUCAAAUAUCGGGAAUAAAUAUUUUUUCCGGUCUUUGUUGGUUAGUUGUUAAUUUAAGUGAAUACCAUAAAUUUUUAAGUUUCACCCUGCCAGUGGUGCUUAUUGGUGCGUAUUGCUGUAUAAGUAAUAACAAUUUAUUAUUACUUAUUACUAUUAUAUAUCUUGCUACUGGCAAUGUACUGAUAUUAAGAAAAAAAAUAAAAUUAGUAAUAUAAUAUAUUAAUAAUGAUCAGUAUUUAUAAUAUAUAUUUUUAGACAGAAAAAAAAAUAAUUAA
Cotesia glomerata is the source of this 2525-nucleotide messenger RNA. RefSeq lists its product as uncharacterized. The transcript is spliced from 6 exons. The record is from RefSeq and is a predicted model, not a curated record. NCBI's taxonomy places the organism in Eukaryota, Metazoa, Arthropoda, Insecta, Hymenoptera, Braconidae. The coding region runs from base 391 to 1782 and encodes 463 amino acids.